Exaiptasia diaphana is the source of this 742-nucleotide messenger RNA. RefSeq lists its product as uncharacterized. The transcript is spliced from 3 exons. The record is from RefSeq and is a predicted model, not a curated record. Bases 102 to 470 code for a protein of 122 amino acids. Lineage: Eukaryota; Metazoa; Cnidaria; Anthozoa; Actiniaria; Aiptasiidae.
GUGUUUCAAACCCGGAACUUUGUGUAUAUACUUUGGUUUCACACGACUUGUACUUGUUCGCCUGUUCGUCCUUGUUCCCCGUCUUCAAAGAAUUAUUGAUUAUGAGUUCUCAUGAGGGAAAGACGUUGUAUCAUUACACUGAUGAAGAAGGUGCAGAAGGGAUUCAAAAUAGUGGUGUUAUCAAGGAAUCUCGCAGUGAACGUGGAGACGCAGCUUUUGGUUCAGGCGUCUACUUAAACGAUCUUCCACCAUCGACACCCGACAAUGAACUUCUUGUGAAUAACUAUGACUCGGCUCCGAAAGAGACAGAUGCAAAUAAUGUGUCACACGUUGUAGAGAUUAAGGUUCCUCAGGACAAGAUGCAAAAUUUUGAAAGUCAAUCCAGUUCACGUGUAGUGUACAAGCAUCCGGGAGACCUUCACUUGAAAGACUACGAUGCAAAAGUCUAUAAGAAAAAUGCCACAGACUGAGACCACAUGCCAAGUUCUAGUUUUAAGAGAGUCAUAAUUGUAAUUGUUUCAAAGCUAUUGUAGAUGGCUAAGCUUAGCAAGAUGUCUGUGAAAAGUGUCUGAAUCAGGUCCCAGCACGUGUAGAGAUUGCUUUGGGAGGGGAGAAAAAUCGAUUCACUACGCUGUAUGUAGACAAUGAAAUGUGGGUUGUUAGUAUUUCGUCAUUAUUUAGUGAGCCCUACUUCGCACGGCGUAUUUUACAUGAAUUCAAUAAAAUUCACGUCAUAUCUAUA